This is a messenger RNA of Sardina pilchardus (European sardine), 1339 nucleotides long. RefSeq names its product testis-specific serine/threonine-protein kinase 1-like. The record is from RefSeq and is a predicted model, not a curated record. Gene Ontology annotation, cellular component: cytoplasm. Gene Ontology annotation, biological process: protein phosphorylation; intracellular signal transduction. The transcript is spliced from 2 exons. Gene Ontology annotation, molecular function: protein serine/threonine kinase activity; ATP binding. Bases 115 to 1113 code for a protein of 332 amino acids. Lineage: Eukaryota; Metazoa; Chordata; Actinopteri; Clupeiformes; Clupeidae.
AACAUGUAACUAUACCACCAACAACAAAUGAAGCAAACAUCUGUUGUCUGCUGAAACAGUGCGCAUAAUGCCUGGCUGACAGAAUCGAUCCAGUAUCAACGCAGGUGCUCCAUCAUGGAUGAGUCUCUAGUUCUCAAGAAGUGCGGCUACAUAUUAGGGAAUACGUUAGGGGACGGAUCAUAUGGAAAAGUCAAGUCCGCCUAUUCUGAACGCCUGAAGUCAAACGUGGCAGUCAAAAUUAUUAAUAGAAAAAAAGCAGCCGCUGAUUUUUUGGAAAAAUUCUUGCCACGAGAGCUGGAUAUCCAAGCAAGUUUGUGCCAUCCAAAUAUCGCCAAAAUCUUCAAAAUUUUCGAAACGUCAGAUGGAAAAGUAUUCAUCGUAAUGGAGCUCGGCGUUCAAGGAGAUCUACUGGAGUUCGUCAAAAGCCGGGGCGCAUUGCCAGAAGACUUCGCUAAAAAACUUUUUCGGCAGUUGUCGGUGGCAAUUAAAUUCAUCCACGACCAAGACAUCGUCCACCGGGAUUUGAAGUGCGAGAAUCUACUGCUGGACAAAGACUUCAAUUUGAAAGUGUCAGACUUUGGAUUCACGCGACGGAUUAUUUAUGAUGACACCGGCAAAAUGGAACUAAGCAAAACGUUCUGCGGCUCUGCCGCUUAUGCAGCACCUGAGGUUCUGCAGGGCAUUCCGUACAACCCCAAAAUGUAUGACGUGUGGAGCAUGGGCGUGAUUCUGUUUGUAAUGAUGUGCGGGUCCAUGCCUUAUGAUGACUCAAAUAUCAAAAGAAUGCUCCGGAUACAGAAGGAGCAUCGAGUGGACUUCCCUCGCUCCAAACACGUCCCAGGAGAAUGCAAAGACAUCAUCUACAAGAUGCUGCACCCAGAUGUCAAGAGACGACUUGACAUCUGCUCCAUCCUUGACCAUCAGUGGCUGCAAGGAAAGGCAGGGGAGGUCAGCCGCAGACACCAAGACGAGGCGUCCACAUCGAAAGCAGCCGCCAGCAGCAAAGACGACAAGAAACAGGCCAAAGUGGAGGCAGACAUCACUGCGGACCCUGGCAAAGAGGACCAGGCUGGACCCUCCUCACCUAGGACAGACGCUGCCUCUGUGACUUGAUGACCUGGACAUUGGGGAGGCAGGCACACCCUCGGGAGUUUCGAAUGAAGUCGGCGUCACAUCUGAAACAAGCCACAGUCAUCUAAAAGCACGAGAAAGACCUGACCCUCACCUGCAGAACUCAUCAAACGACAAUGAAUGAUACAAGGCCAGCGUUACACUGCUGAUGUGGAAGUGUUCAAGCGUUCUUCUAACCAGGAAAUAAAUCAAACCCUGUGAUGUAUGA